Molecule: messenger RNA, 2183 nt
Organism: Pocillopora meandrina
Lineage: Eukaryota; Metazoa; Cnidaria; Anthozoa; Scleractinia; Pocilloporidae
Source: the annotation of a GenBank genome assembly
AUGAGAAAUCCGGGUGAAAGUCCAGAAGGAUGCGUGCAGAGCGAGACUUCAAGCGAAGGUACGAUUGUCCGCCAUCAGUCCUAUGCCCUCUUUCAAAUUUUCCAGGUCGGAUCUUGUCAUUUGUAAUUUUAUAGCUUACAGAAACGUUUGGUUUUAUUUAAAGCAUAUGCUAAAGGUUCUGACAGAGACGAAUGUGAUAGUCCACCAUGUAAAAGACUGAAGCAAGGUCAGUUGCUACGAAAUAAGAAAAAAUGAUAAUAGUGUAUAUGUACGUAUACAUAAGAAACUCGAGCAAACUUGGGGCAGAAGGCAUCUAGAAAACCCAAUUUAGGAUCACUAUAAUCUAUUCGUUUCUCAGCCAUUGUUACCUCGUUAAAUUUAAGGUUUCCUAACAAUUGUUAAAGGGUCAAUAAUUUUGAAGCUGUUAUUUUCACCUGGCAAGCUGAGUAUUUAAAAGCAACUGAUGUUAUCAUUACGAUGUGCCCUGUUUUGGCUCGAUCAAUUAUUUGUAGGAUGGAACACUUUUACAAUUACUUUCUUGUGUGCAAGGGAAUCGUUGUUUUCACUGCAGUGUCACUGUAGUGAUACUGCAGAACUUUGCAAUAAUGCUGUGGCCCAUAAUUAAUGAUGACAAUGAUCUCGUGUGCAGAUUGUGUUAGAAUUGGACAAUAUCGUGCACACCUAAGAAUGUGUUUGUGAUGUUUGGAACAAUAAUUCCACCAUGAAACUUGCAAUUUUAUUUGUGAUAUAUUUUGCAACAAGGAAGACUCAUUUGAGGGGUAACCCCCAUAUUUUUUUAUUUCAGGAGUAUUGUCCUUUCCAACAGUAUCUUCAUCUCUGUUGACCUCCACUGGAUCAUUCAAGACUUCAGUUUCUGUCCAAAAUGAGGCUGUCAGCAUUAGCAACUGCCAAAACACACCAUCUGAACCAUGCAAGGAAAAAACUCAAUCCGGUGGAGGUCUUGUCACUGGCGCUCCCUCUCCCCCUGAUUUGAAGGAAAGUUUCGGAAAGGCACAGAAUACCACAGAUUCGUCAAAAAUUUCCAAAAGUUUGGUUCUUGAAAACAAAGAUGAUAAAUUAGUUAGGCAGAGAGAUGUAAGCUCCAUUUCCUCACCAGAAUCCACUUCCUCUUCCCGUGAAGAUGAAGCAAUGGUUAUAGAUCAGUCACCACCAGUCAAGGUAAUAAACAUCCAAAACCGACAAUAGGCAUAAAGAAAUGCAGAUCAUGUAUUAGUCCCUCUUGGUGCUUAGAUACUCAAAUUUCAGCUCCACUUCCUCAAAGAGACCCUAUAUACAUAUAUUACACUGUUUUGCUAAAGGUAAAGACUGGGAUCUUCAGACAAAAAACAAAAAAAGGUCUGAUAUCUGCCCUAACUAGUUCAAGGAAAUCUCUAAAGAUUGAAGUGAAGUUGAUUGUGACCUUGGUGUUAAAAAUUAUGUGAAAUCCUUGUACUACAGUGGUGUAUAUACCACCACUUUUUCAACUUUGUUCAUGUUAUCAGAGAUCUUGCUGCAUCUACAUGUACAAGAAAAGGAGACCAUGAUUAUUUUGAUCUGAUUUUUCCCAAUGAUAUUCAUUUAAAAUUGAUUAGUUUCUUUCUUUUUGUAUAGGGAAAUAGAAAGAGCCCAACCUUAAAGAGUGCUGAAAAGUUGAAGAGAAAGGAGGAACGGGUAUAGUAAUGACUUUUAUGGUAUUGUUGUAGUCUGCAUUGUUGUUUUUUAUUGUUUCCAUUAAAUGACUUUUCAGUAAUCUAGUGCUUUCAGUAAUAAUUAUGAUUCAUUAACAUGUAGACCAAUUUGGUGUGAACAUCUUUGGUAUUGAGACAGGUUAGGAAAAAUAGAUAUUUGUUCUUUAAAAUUUAAAUUGCAAAGAGGAGAAUGGGAAAUUGAAUAAUAGUUUUUUCUUGAGAUUUCCUUUUUAAUUUUAGGAGAAAGAAAGACAAGAGAAGCAAAGAUUAAGAGAGGAGAAACUAAAAGAAAAACAAGAGGCCAAGGCAGCUAAAGAAAAGGAAAGAUCAGAAGCCAAAAGGAAGCGUGACCUUGAAAAACAGGAAAAGCAAGCUGAAAGGGAGAGAAGAGAGAAAGAGCGAAUAGAGAGGAAGGAGAAGGAAGAAAAGGAACGCUUGGAAAAGAAGGGAAAGAGAGAGGAGGAAAGAAGGAAACGAGAAGAAGAAAAUAAGUAA